UUAGCCAACCCCCAGGUUUCUUGGAAUAGCACAUUAUCGGAUCACUCUUUUCUGGCCGCGAUUCACUAUUACACCCAAUAGGGAUCUAUUUGGACACUUUACUACAACCUGUAGUUUGUGCCACCCCCACAUACCUACGUGACACGCCCCACCUCCUGGAAUGUGUUAAAAAUGUAUCCUGUAUACAGGAUGUGCCAUAUUUGUUGGCGACCAUGGAUGUGGUAAGCCUGUAUACUAUCAUUCCCCAUACGGCAGGUUUAGCUGCUAUUAAACAUGCUCUUUUGGAAUCGACAGCAUACAGUGGUCCACCGAUUUCCUUUGUAUUAGAAUUAUUGGAAUUGUCAUUAACUUUAAACUAUUUCCGUUUUGAAAAUAAUUUUUAUUUACAGACAUCUGGGACAGCUAUGGGGGCUGCCAUGGCGCCUGCCUACGCUAAUCUGUUCAUGCACCAGUAUGAGCAAUGCCACAUAAUUCCAUGGUUUGCUGAAAAUUUUUUUCUCUUCAAACGCUAUAUCGAUGACAUGCUGAUCAUCUGGCGUGGGUCCCAGGAUGAAUUCAUUGAGAUGGUUAAUGAACUUAAUGCAUUGGAUAGUCCGGUUAGAUUCACUUAUACAAUACAUCCCAAUACAAUCCAGUUCUUGGACAUUGAAUUGAGGUUGCACAAUAACCAACUAGAUUUCACUCUUUUUAGAAAACCUACUGACAAAAACACACUUCUUCAUUAUGAUAGUUGCCAUCCACCCUCAAUGAAAAAAUCCCUUCCUAUUUCUCAAUUUUGUAGGGUACUUAGAAAUAAUUCUGACAUAUGUGCUGCCGAAUGUCAGCUUGAGGAGAUGUGGCUCCGCUUUAAGGAGCGUGGCUACCCGGAUAGACUGUUACAAGAGGCCCUCUCUAUCGCUAGACAAAGGAUAGCUGAUUCAGUAACUACACAAAUUUGUUUCAUUUAUCUGGUGCUGGAUUUUCUUACAGUCACAUGAUUGCGGGGGUGUGCACAACUGGGUCUGGAGAAACCCUGAAAGAGAUGAAAUGGUUUAGACGAGGACUGACUCCUGACAUACAUCUAAUAGUGUUUAUUUUAUACAGGUUAACAAGUUCUGCUCUUGGAUCAAAUGGUGCCAAAGGAUACUGUAUUUAAGCACAUUUGUGAAUAUAUCUGAAAUAACUUUUUCAUUCUUCAAGUAGAUUGUCUUGCUCUACUCAGUGCUUAGCCUGCCUUAGAAUAAUACUUGUUUUUAGGGUUAUUGCCAGAUAACACUGAUAUCUGUGAGCUACUUCUGUUACUGACUGUAAGCAUAUAUUUUCGUUUACAUUCGAACAAUGCUCUGGUACACUGUAAUGAUGGAUUAUAAAUAUAUCCAGUGUCCAGUGAUUUUGCUUUCAGUGUUCCAGAGCUGUGCAACUUUUUUAGUUUGUGUAUAAUCUGAGAUAUGAAUAACUGACCUAGCACUAUGUUUGUGAUUACAACUAAGUACCGAUUAGUGGCAAUUAAUUACAACUCAACUAUGUAUUAUAUAAAGCAACCUUAACAGUUUUAAAUCAUUUUACAUAUGUGUAUGCCUGGAUUUACCUACUGUUAAUACUGUAAUGCUACUUCGGAUGCUACUGCUAUUACAAUUAUCCUAUGCAUUCCAAAACAUAACUGGCUCUCAGCUUUGUUUCUGAAUAUUCCCAGUAUAUGUUGGAAUCGGGUAUAUGUGAGGCCUCACCUUGUGCAGUUUUAGGAUAUAGGCAGUCCUGAAGAACAUAAUUAUAGUAGAAACAAAGGAAUGUAAGAAACACCUGGGUAUAUAGCUGCAUUUUUAUUGCACCACUAGUAACAGUUAAUGCUGCAUGUGCCAUAGCUUGUGCUUGUACAAUCCCAUCCACUCCCUUCUGUAUCUACUAUGAUAGCCAUGGCAUUGGCCUGUGUGUUUCCACAUUAAUAUUCACUCCGCACAAAAGCAGAUUCAAGCCUUUAGCCUUAGGUACUUGUAGUUUAGUGUUUUACUUGGCCUUUCAGAUACUUUAUUUUCAACUAGAAAUUACCUGAACUUUAUUCUACAGUGAACCUGCAAUGUUACACAUGGUCUGUUUUAAUUAACCUGGGAUCAAUAGUCAGGAUACAAAAGUAACUAGUUUUGUUAAAGCUAAGCUAAAUGAUGAAUCACUCAAGUUCUUGGUUUCAAUCCUAACUAAAAGCUAUAUGUUUGACAUCCCACUAUAAUAAAUCUAAUACUAAAUUAUAUUUUUUUUUCCAGGAAAAAGAAUAAAUUAUCUUGUGCAAUCUGACAAUUACAGCUGUUUUUUAGUCUUUCUCUAUGAAUAUGUCUUUCAGCCUUGCCUUAUGGACCAGGAUCCAGGGAUGGCCAAGCUGCUCUACCCCUUUUGCCUAUUUUAUGGUUUCCACAGAGCUGUUUCUAAAGGGUUUCUAGCAGGAGUAAACACCCUGGGCAUUGCUCUGUGGGACUGCCUUGUUCUCUUUGGGGCUCCUAAGAGCUGCUGACUCUUCAUGUAUAAUGUCUAUAAGUAUUCAGGGUCUGUAUUUUAAAUAAAACAAUAAAGGAAAACCUUUAAAAUCA
Xenopus laevis (African clawed frog) is the source of this 2558-nucleotide messenger RNA. RefSeq lists its product as uncharacterized. The record is from RefSeq and is a predicted model, not a curated record. NCBI's taxonomy places the organism in Eukaryota, Metazoa, Chordata, Amphibia, Anura, Pipidae. The transcript has 3 exons. The coding region runs from base 213 to 977 and encodes 254 amino acids.